Stegodyphus dumicola is the source of this 2062-nucleotide messenger RNA. It is a transcript of the gene Pbp95, whose product is annotated as proximal sequence element A Pbp95. The record is from RefSeq and is a predicted model, not a curated record. Gene Ontology annotation, biological process: snRNA transcription by RNA polymerase II; snRNA transcription by RNA polymerase III. Gene Ontology annotation, molecular function: RNA polymerase II cis-regulatory region sequence-specific DNA binding; RNA polymerase III type 3 promoter sequence-specific DNA binding. NCBI's taxonomy places the organism in Eukaryota, Metazoa, Arthropoda, Arachnida, Araneae, Eresidae. Gene Ontology annotation, cellular component: snRNA-activating protein complex.
ACUAAUAGGACUGCCAUUCAGUGCUUUUCAAGAUAUCAAAGUCAUGUAAAUAAAAAUUUUGUGAAAAGUUUUUGGACUCCUGAAGAAGAUGAUCAUUUAAUAAACAUUGUUAAUUUAUUACGAAUUGACAAUUACAUCCCAUGGAGUAAAGUUUGUUUUUAUAUGGAUGGUCGUAAGCGGCAUCAGAUAAUAAAUAGGUAUGAAAGAAGCAUAUCGAGAGAAGUUAACAGAUCUCCUUGGACCACGCAAGAAGAUGCAAUGCUGAUAGCUUGCAUUAAGAAAUUUGGAUAUCACUGGAGCAAAAUGAGGGAAUUUUUCCCGCAAAGAAGUCUACAUUCCAUGCGAGAAAGGUAUUUUAAUAAUCUAGACCCUGAAUUAAAAAUUGGUGAUUGGUCUAAAGAAGAAGAUCAGAAACUUAUUAGAUUAGUUAAAGAAAUUGGUUAUGGUAAAUGGUCAAAAAUAGCUAAUGAAAUGCCAGGCAGGACUGAUAAUAUGUGUUUGAUGCGAACUAGUCUUUUAAUACAUCAUUCAAAAGGAUUGCAGUUUCAUUCGUCUGAAGAUGAAGAUGAUGAUGAUGAUCCGGACAAAAUUUUGAAAAUUAUAAAACCGGUUGCUCCCACAAAGAAUUGUGUAUUUAAGAACAAUAAACUGAAAACAAUCCAAAAUAAUGCUAUGAAUACACUUUUAAAUGCCAUGAAAAAAUUAUUACCUGAAUUAAGCAAUGGUUUUAAUUUGGAGAAAUUUGAUUUUCCAUCUUUAAGCCUAUAUUUGCUCCGUGGAAUUUACAAAGAAUUAUUUUCUAAUGGACACAAAAAAGAAAAUAUAUGUUGGGAGUCGGAGACGCAGCGCCGCCGCCGAAAAGUUAAGAAAGAAUGUCCAGAAAGUGAUGAUGAGGUUUCCAAGAGCAGGUUUAAGAAUCCUGAAGACAAUGGAGAACAGGGGUCAGAUAGUGAGGAAAUAGAUAAUUUAAUAAAACAAUGUCAAAAAGAAGAAGAAGAAGGCAAACUUGAUCCUGCAAAGCAUAGAUGGUUACGGAAGCUUUUAGAGCAGAAAUUUCGUGAAGCUGCCUCUGUAUCGCUCAGCUUUACGAGGAAAAAAAAUCUAGCAAUGAAUGGACGAGAAACAGCUGAAUGCUCAUUAUACAGAUCUUUUUUAUACAAGAAUUAUCGUUGUUUACGACCUUCUAAGUCUGAUUUAGAUAUAGAAAAUGUUACAUUUAAUGGCAUUGACUACAGUGUUACGUUAGCUGAUGUGGUAUAUCAUUUCGUACAAUCACCUAUAUCAGAAAUUGAGACAAUGAUUCUUUCUCCAAAUGUUAUGACAUUAAAUGCAAUGGAGGUUCUGGAAGCCACUAAACCUCGAAUGGAAAAUAUGUCCAAAUUUGUUGAUCACAGUUUGCCAUACAUCCAGUAUGUUACUGGGGAUGAUGAUAAUUGUUCUAAGUGCCUUUUUUGUCACAGUAUAGAAAAGAAAGAAUCACAAGAACUACAACAGGAGAGGUUUAAAGCAGUUUUAAAAAGCAUGAAGGAGAAUUACAUUGUAGUGGAUGGAGAUUUGGAAAAUGAUGUUGCUUGUGAAACCGCAAGUGAAGAUGCAACAAGUAAAUGCAUAUGUGAUGAACUUGUUAAAUCUAAAGAAGCUGUUACUCUCUUUAUCAAGAGAUUCUUUUCCUUGUUUUUGUGGCCUACACUGUUAUCAGGUGCUGAAAUGAGUCAACAGCAAGAAAACUUGAUCUGUACUGGUGAAAGAUCUAAAUACUUUUGUGGUACAACAUCUAGGUAUUCAAUGAGGUGAGUUAAAUAUUGACAUUCAUGUUAGAUUCUUUUUGUAUGAAAUGUCAUGUUAUGUGAAAUGGUGUUAACUGAAGUUACAAGUACAGUUUAAGUCCAAUAAUCUAGUAUCCUCUAGUUCAAUAAACCUAUUAAUAAGGCAUCCACUUCUCAAUGUUCUACUGUAAUACAAUACUACUAGAAUUCCACUUAGCAAUAUUUAGAAGGACUUGAAGUUACUUCUUAUCUUUUUGUAAUUUCGCUUAGUCCUUUGUUCAUGUUUAUAUUGCUUU